This is a messenger RNA of Dermacentor silvarum, 635 nucleotides long. RefSeq lists its product as uncharacterized. Gene Ontology annotation, biological process: symbiont-mediated perturbation of host defenses. NCBI's taxonomy places the organism in Eukaryota, Metazoa, Arthropoda, Arachnida, Ixodida, Ixodidae. The coding region runs from base 14 to 586 and encodes 190 amino acids. The transcript is spliced from 5 exons. Gene Ontology annotation, molecular function: amine binding. The record is from RefSeq and is a predicted model, not a curated record.
CAAGUAGAGAAAUAUGUGGACACUCACUGUUGGCAUGAAAAUUAUUAUUGUUACAGUGUUACUCCGUUGUAGUUACGCCUUCCUUGAUUACAACCCUGAACUUGGCGCCUACCAAGACGACGGCAAGUGCCUAAACUGGAGCGAACCAUGGUAUGUAGUGUACAGAAACUACGAAGAUGACCCGGUGUUCGGUGACAGCACUUAUUGCGCCUAUACAACUGUAGCAGUGAGUGACCCGGAAAACUCAGUCAUAUGGACAAAGGAACAGGGCGAAACGACACGGUAUCUCAAAAAUACUAUUCUGUCAUCACCUGGGUACACGUCGAAAGACUUAGUUCACGUCGAGAGUGCCGAGCCCGGAAAGCAACCCGGCGAACAUCCCGAAAUUGACGUUUAUAUGAGAUCCAUUUACAUCAACUGCAACAGUUGCAAGGUGUUCCGUCACCUCAAUAUUGAUGCAGGAGCGGGAUGUACUCUUUGGAAACCUAAAAGCAAGAUAAACCAGAGAGACGCUUGCUGUGAAUUUAUUUACGACCUGCUGUGCGGCACCUCACCAAAGUACCACAUCUCCGACAACUGCUCCUGAAGUUCCUGACUUCAUCGCCUAACCACAGUAGCAUUCUAUGCUCGUUAUC